UCCAUACGAGACCUCAUCCCUCCUCUCUGGCACACACAGAUCACUGCUGAUCACGCUGAAAAAGGAGACCAAAUGAUAGGCCUAUAGCAACAUUAAAAAACAAGAAAAGUAAAGGAAUUUCUGAGUACACGUAUCCCAGGACCUCAGCUGUCAUCAUGAGUAUUAAACAAGCCUGCAUCUUCCUCAGAGGAGGACAAAGAAGACAAACAAGAGCGCUCACAAAUGAUGAAAUAGACGAGUUACGUGAGGCUUUUGUAGAGUUUGACAAAGACAAGGAUGGAUUCAUUACCUGUAAAGAUUUGGGGAAUCUGAUGAGGACGAUGGGCUACAUGCCGACUGAGAUGGAGCUGAUAGAACUGAGCCAAAACAUCAACAUGAACUUGGGGGGACGGGUGGACUUUGAGGAUUUUGUAGAACUAAUGACCCCCAAGCUUCUCGCUGAAACUGCAGGGAUGAUUGGCUUAAAGGAACUAAAAGAUGCUUUUAAAGAGUUUGAUAUUGAUGGCGAUGGUUCUAUUACAUCUGAAGAGCUGAGACAUGCCAUGGUUAAGUUAUUAGGUGAGCAUGCCAGUAAACAUGAAAUCGAUGCUGUGGUUCGAGAAGCCGACAACAACGGAGAUGGAACAGUUGACUUUGAAGAGUUUGUGAAAAUGAUGUCACAAAAAUGAGGACAACAGAACAUACGGAUGCAAACAGAGAGGAUGCAUUUUUUUCAAUAUGACUUUAUAUGAAUCAUUUCCUUUUUACCUUUCAUUGUAUUGAUAUUUGACUCAUUUACAUUCAUGCAAAGCUGUAUGUUUUUUUAAAGUGUCUAGACAGCUUGAGACAAUGAUAGCAUCAAUUUUUGGAAUGUUUUGAUGAUUAUCAUGAAGCCCUGAAUUGCCCAGAUGUGUCCCGCUGAGCAAAGACUGUGCACCUAAUUGUCAGCUGGUGAAAAACACUUGUGUCACUGUUGUUUCUGUAACACAAACUAAAUCUACAUUGUGGGAAUAUUGUGAAAAUGUGAUGCUUCUAACAAUGUGCAUCCUGUUGAUAAUCAGUCAAUUUUAUGAGGGUGUAUUGUGUGUGGAUGGCGGUAUCAGCCCUUCUUUGUGAGCUGCAUUACCGCACUACAUUUAUAAACGUGUGUGUGUGCAUAAAAGGACAUUAUCAUCAUAUAACGGUCGAUACUGUUGAGAGCUGACCUACUGAAAGCAACGGCUGACUUUGCCGGAGGCCCUGCAGUGCAACUGUAGCCUUGAUCCCGGAAAAGAAUAAAUAAAUAACUUUUGUCUGUAGUGACACCCGGAGCACAAAAUGUCAACAGGACUGUUUGUCCUCUGCUGCCAUUUCAUCACCUUUCAUGCGUCUGUCUCUUCAAGGUGUAAAGGGUGCUCACCAUCUGCUUUAUCUUUCACUGGUGUGGUCAAAAAUAUCAUGUCUUGGUGUCAAACAUUUGGUAAGAGUGAUAUUUUAAACAGCAAUCAGAUCACAUGUCCUGUUUAUCUAAAUUUGCCUUUAAAAUACCUUGCAUAUUCAUCAAGGCGCUGGUAUUUCUCAUGGGAUGGGAGAUAGCAGCAGAUCGGACAGAUGCACUUUCCACUAAAUCUAAUCCGUAUUGUACUGGUGCAUACGUUUGUAAAGAUGAAUCCUUGUGAAUAUAUCACGCAAUAUUUAAGGUAUGACUGAUAUUAUUUGAGAAAAGCAGAUUGCCAAAAACAAAUAAAUAACAACAGCUUUAUUUCCCCA
Molecule: messenger RNA, 1728 nt
Organism: Sphaeramia orbicularis (orbiculate cardinalfish)
Lineage: Eukaryota; Metazoa; Chordata; Actinopteri; Kurtiformes; Apogonidae
Gene: cabp5b
Product: calcium binding protein 5b
Exons: 6
Coding region: 156-668 (170 amino acids)
Cellular component (GO): cytoplasm
Molecular function (GO): calcium channel regulator activity; calcium ion binding
Source: RefSeq, a predicted model, not a curated record